Magnolia sinica is the source of this 786-nucleotide messenger RNA. RefSeq lists its product as uncharacterized. The coding region runs from base 1 to 786 and encodes 261 amino acids. The record is from RefSeq and is a predicted model, not a curated record. The transcript has 4 exons. Lineage: Eukaryota; Viridiplantae; Streptophyta; Magnoliopsida; Magnoliales; Magnoliaceae.
AUGGAGGAAGGUUUGGCUUUCAGUGGUUUUCCUCCCAUUUCUAAAGUUUCUGUACCUUAUGUUAUGGGUCAUAUAGGAAUGAUGUUGAUCUCAUUAGAAGUUUGGAUGAACACACUAGUUUAUGGCGAAGAUGUUAUUGUUUGCUAUGGAUGGGUGGGUGGAUUAUAUUCAGUUUGGGUUGUUACUUUCAUGGUGGAAAACUGCUCACUUACUGGAGUUACUGGCCUUGCUUCUCCGGUUGCUUUGAGUACGGAUUUUUUAAGAUGGUUAAAGGACAAAUCCGGAAAAUUCUCUGUGAAAUCUUUGUAUCGGUUUAUUAAUGAAGAUGGGGAAGAUGCAGAGAUAGCAGCAACAACAUAUGUUUGGCAAUAUGGUGCUCCGUUAAAGGCAGCGGUCUUCGGUUGGCUAGUCGGCAGGAACAAGGUGCUCACUAUCGAUAAUCUUUCUACGGUUCUUCUGAAUGCGUGCCCGCUCUGCAUGCAAGAUGAGGAAUCAGUGAACCACAUGUUUCUCCAUUCUUCUUUUGCUAGAGAGGUGUGGGACCUCUUCUUCCAGCUCUCUGGGGUUUUAUUGGUGCUUCCAGGUUCAAUAGACGACUUUCUUCUAUCUUGGCACGGAGGGGGGACAGGGAAGUCAGAGAAAAGGUCACGGAGGCUGAGUUGUCUGGCGGUUUUGUGGCCUUUAUGGUUGGAAAGAAACAGUCAAGUGUUCAAGAACAAGAGCGAGAGAACAAUAAAUGUUUUUAGGAAGGCUAAGGGAAGUCAGAGAAAAGGUUAUGGAGACUGA